Molecule: messenger RNA, 2833 nt
Organism: Danio rerio (zebrafish)
Lineage: Eukaryota; Metazoa; Chordata; Actinopteri; Cypriniformes; Danionidae
Source: RefSeq, a predicted model, not a curated record
UACGUGGAGCGUUGUAAAUGCAUGCUGGAGCAGAUGCGUCAAGUUUGCCCUCAGAUGGAGAAUGAUGGGAUCUGCAACAUCUGGAUCAUUAAACCAGGCGCCAAGUCACGAGGCAGAGUCUUACCUUGACUGUUGUAGGUAUAAUGUGCAUGAACAAGCUGGAUGACAUGUUAGGUUUAGUGGAUGGAGACCACUGCAUCAUGAAGGACAGUAAAUGGGUGGUGCAGAAGUAUAUAGAGCGGCCUCUCCUUGUGCACGACACUAAGUUUGAUGUACGGCAGUGGUUUCUGGUCACAGACUGGAACCCGCUCACUGUGUGGUUCUACCGUGAGUGCUACCUCCGUUUUUCUACGCAACCUUACUCCACUCAUACGCUGGACAGCUCUGUACAUCUUUGCAACAACUCCAUCCAGAAGCAUUAUCAGCCAAGCCCAGAUCGCAGUCCUUCUCUUCCCGCCGAGUGCAUGUGGUCAUGUUCGCAGUUCCGCUCCUGGUUGGCUGCUUCAGGCCGUGCUGCUCUGUGGAAAACGGUUGUUGUUCCAGGCAUGCAAAAGGCUGUCAUUCAAACCCUCUUGACCGCACAGGACAGCGUGGAGCCUCGUAAAGCCAGUUUCGAGCUCUAUGGAGCAGACUUCAUGCUGGGACGAGAUUUGAGACCUUGGCUGUUGGAGAUCAAUGCCAGUCCUACCAUGGCACCCUCUACAGGAGUCACCGCUCGACUCUGCCCUGCUGUACAGGAAGACACUCUGCGGGUGGUGCUGGAUCGACGCUCUGAGCGCAAUACUGAUACCGGUGGCUUCCAGCUCAUAUACAAACAGGCAGCAGUAGAUGUUCCUCAGUAUGUGGGAGUGAAUCUUCUCAUCGAGGGCACUUCAAUCAGACGUCCUCGUGCUCCUGUCCACAAGUCUCUCAUUCAGUCUCACCCAGAGCCGCUAUCAAAAUCCACCAAUCACAAGUCCUCGCUCUUAAGCAGCCCCUGCACUUCUGGCAAGGAAAAUCAGUCAGAAGAGAUGAAAAGGGCCUGUCCUAACCUUCCCAACCGUAAAAUCACAAUGGACCAAUCCCUGAUCUUUCACCCUAAAAGGAAACGCCCCCACAGACUAGUCUUACCUUCAACCUGUUGCGUUCUUCCAAACCCAACAGAACUUCAUCAUCCACAAAGACUAUCCCACACUCAGCCCCAAUCAGAUCGCCCUCACACACACAGGACACGCAGCAACCUUCCAACUCUCUACCGUCCAACUCCAUCAGUGGAGGUGAUCAACAUUCGACCCCGACAAGCUCUCACCUCCAGUCACUACAUCCAUAAAAUACACACAGUCAACCUAUCUUACCCAGUGUUGCGCAUGCAGCAAAACCACAGGCGAUCCAAAAACACGUUUGCAGAGAGAGAAGGGCCAAAGUCAUCCUGAGGGAACUUUUUUAUCAAUUCAUAUGACCUAAAUAGAGCAAAUACAUUUUACACCGCAUCAGUUGUGUUGUGGGUUUAUCUUUCAAUGCUCUGGAUUCAACAUCUCUAUAUGUUAUUAAUCUACUCUCAGAAAGGGAACAGCAUAUACUGUAGAUUCAAGAAGAGCACUCAUGCAGAUUUAUACCAAUUAAGAGCAUGUUUAUUAAGGAUAAAUCAUUUACUUAUGCCUCAUGCUUUUCCAAAUCCUGUAUUAUUUCAUAGAAGACAAAAAGGAGAAUGCUCAUUGGUCUCUUCUAUAUUUAUAGAAGCAUUUGCUGAAAUACAAAAAAUAGUGUAUUUGCUCUUUACUUCAACAUUUCUGAAACUGCUUUUAAAACUCGUGUUAUUAUUUCUUCUGGGCUGGUUCACACAGAGCAUCUUUGUUUGUGGUUAAAGAUGAAGGUAAGUGGGUAAAAAGCAAAGGGUUCUUCUGUAAAAUGUUACUGGGGUUAAUAUGCCUUUCUUGUUUUCAGUACAAAUAACUAAUAAUUAUUUAUUCGAGAAGCAUUUUCUAGACAAGUAAAAAAAAAUUUGUCUUGCUUUAAGAAAUUAUAUGCUAAAAUUAAGUAAGUUUUUCCUUAAAGCAAGCAUAAUAAUCUGAUGUCAUAACCAAAAACAAGAUUAUUUAGCUUGUUUUGAGAAAAAACUCACUUUAAUUUGGUAUAUUAUUUCUUGAUACAAGACAAUAUGUUUUGCUAGUCUAGAAAAUGCUUCUCGUUUUAAGAAAUUUUAGAUAUUCGGACUAGAAACAAGACAAAAAUUAAGUAAGAAAAGCAUGUUUGCAGUGUGCAUUUGUCCACAACCUUGGGGAAAAUGGUCAAAAAUGUCAGUUCAUGUGCUGUAUGCAAGCUUGCACUCCAGACUGUUGUGAUCUUUUGUAGCUGAUGCCUGGUAUUUUCUGAAGCAUGAGGAUGAUGAGUUCAAAUAAACAUGCUUUAUUGUUCUACUGAUGAAAAAAGUCACCAUCUUGGAUUGCCUGAGGGUGAGUAUAUUUACAACAAAUUCUCGUUUUUGGCCAAACUAUUCCUUUAACUUGAGCUAUUGUGUCAUGCACACAAUGCUGAAAAAGCAUCAUGCAUAUUUUACAUAGAAACAAAUUGUAAAGGAAACAAUUGUUGGAAAUGGUGCCUAAGAAUGUUUUUCAGCCAAAGACACAUCUUUAACAUAAUGAAAAAUAUAUUAUGUGUGAGAGAUACUGUAGCAGUAACAAAUGCCUGAUUAUCUAUUGGUAUGGAAAACUUUAAAAGGGCAUUCCAGUAUGUUUGUUGAUAGUGUAUUCAUGUCUUAAUUGUAGUAUUAUAAUAGUGCUGAUUUUUUUUUAUGCUCAGUGUGUUUCCAGUCGGUUUGUUGACUUAUAAUAAAAUAAACCUUUUAAAAAUUAAA